UGAGUGGGAGCGCAGUUGCAGGUUAUCCAUCGCCUUGUGCAAGUUGUGUACCGUCACUCUGCCGCCUCUGGGAUCUUCCUUUAUAUAGAUAGAGACUUAACAAACCCAUCUCAUUCAUCUGCGGGUGCAGAUUGUUUUCCUUUUUAUUCUUUUGUGCCCUCUCUCCACUCUGCACCCCCCUGAUUGGGCUUUAUUCAUCCUGUGUGUUUGUGAAGGGGAUUGUUACUGCGCAUCAUUGCAGGAGCCAAAAGGAGGUUUGCCACUGUUCCAUAGGAGACUGCAGGCUGCCCGAGCGUCAUGACAGCAGAGAAGAGUGGGCCUGUUAUAAAUGGUAAACCAGAGGAUGGCAGAGACCCGGACGGGUCCAGUUCCAGCCUUGACAAUGACGGGUACAAUGAGAGGGGCAUGUGGAACAACAAGAUUGAGUUCAUCCUGUCUGUGGCUGGAGAGAUUAUUGGGCUGGGCAACGUUUGGAGGUUCCCUUAUCUCUGCUACAAGAAUGGAGGAGGUGCCUUCUUCGUUCCAUAUGUCAUCUUCUUCGUAUGCUGCGGUAUCCCUGUGUUUUUCCUGGAGACGGCCUUGGGUCAGUUCACAAGCGAAGGAGGCAUCACAUGCUGGAGGAAAGUUUGCCCAUUGUUUGAAGGUAUUGGCUAUGCAACGCAGGUGAUUGAAGCCCAUCUUAACGUGUACUACGUAGUGAUCUUAGCAUGGGCCAUUUUCUACCUCUUCAACUGUUUCACCACUGAGCUGCCGUGGGCCGGAUGUGGCCAUUACUGGAACACAGAAAACUGUGUUGAUUAUUAUGGGGAAAAUGCCACCAACAUUACCAACCCCAAUGUAACGUCGCCAGUCAUUGAGUUCUGGGAACGUAGAGUCCUGAAGAUAUCAGAUGGUAUUGAGCACAUGGGAGGGAUGCGCUGGGAGCUGGCUAUGUGUCUGGCUCUGGCCUGGUUCAUCUGCUACUUCUGCAUCUGGAAGGGACCCAAGUCAACUGGCAAGGUUGUGUAUGUAACAGCCACCUUUCCGUAUUUCAUGCUGCUGAUCCUCCUGAUCAGGGGAGUCACACUGCCUGGAGCUUUUGAUGGCAUCAAGUUCUACCUCUACCCAGACAUUUCACGUCUCUCUGACCCUCAGGUGUGGGUGGAUGCAGGAACCCAAAUUUUCUUUUCCUAUGCCAUCUGCCUGGGCUGUCUCACUGCUCUUGGAAGUUACAAUUCCUACAACAACAACUGCUACAGGGAUUGCAUCAUGCUGUGUUGUCUGAACAGUGGUACCAGCUUUGUGGCAGGUUUUGCCAUCUUCUCUGUACUGGGCUUCAUGGCCUAUGAGCAAAAUGUUCCCAUUGAAGCUGUGGCUGAAUCUGGUCCUGGUCUUGCUUUCAUUGCAUACCCCAAAGCUGUAACUAUGAUGCCUCUGUCUCCACUUUGGGCUUGUCUCUUCUUUAUGAUGCUUAUCUUCCUCGGCUUGGACAGUCAGUUUGUGUGUGUGGAGAGUUUAGUGACAGCUGUUGUUGACAUGUACCCAGAGACCUUCAGAAAGGGCUACCGCAGAGAGCUGCUUAUCCUUUGCAUGUCCAUAGUCUCCUUCCUCAUAGGACUCAUCAUGUGUACAGAGGGAGGAAUGUACGUCUUCCAGCUGUUUGACGCAUAUGCAGCCAGCGGGAUGUGUUUGCUGUUUGUGGCUAUAUUUGAGUCCAUAUGUAUCGGCUGGGUGUAUGGAGCCGACCGAUUCUACCUAAAUAUCGAGGACAUGAUUGGAUACAAACCUUUCUUCUUCAUCAAAUGGUGCUGGAUGAUCCUGACCCCGGGCAUCUGUGCUGGAAUUUUCCUGUUCUUCCUGAUUAAAUACAAACCUUUGAAAUACAACAAUGUGUACACCUAUCCUGACUGGGGCUACGGAAUCGGCUGGUUCAUGGCCAUGUCCUCCAUGGUGUGUAUCCCACUGGGCAUUAUCUGGAUGAUCUGGAAGACUCCUGGAACCUUUUCUGAGAGAAUGAAGAAACUGACCACUCCCAGCCCCGACCUAAAAAUGAGAGGGAAACUUGCUGCCCUCAGUCCUUAUGCUGUCAAUGAUGCCAAACUCAAAGCAGACGGCAAAAUAUCCACCAUUUCAGAGAAGGAGACGCAUUUCUAAUUGACCCGGUGACUGACUGAGCUGCCAGCUGUCUUAAAGGACCAGUCCAACAAAAAUGAAAAUAAUCACAGCAUCACAGGCCACUACACAAAACAGAAAAUGGAACAAAUGACUCAGAUUGCUGUUUUUGUUUUGUAAAGAAAGAGUCUAAGAAAAUUUUGAUGUUGCUCAUAUGUAGUCUGCUUCUGUUUUGCACAACUUUUAAAUAACUAGAUUGUUGUCUUAACAUUCAAGCUAAAGCAGCUGUAUUUUUCAUUUUUAGUCAAUAAUAAUUUUAAGAUGUGUUUGAUUUCAUGGUAAAAUCCUGUCCUGGUAACUUGUCAGUAAUGGUCUCACUUGUCUGUGCCUUUAGGACUAUAACAGCGUGUUAUGUAAGGUUUAUUCUCUACAAUUAUUGGGAAAUUGCUGUGCUCCUAUGUUAGGUACAAGGUAACCAAAUGAGACUAUGAGAGGCCCAUUCUGAAUAUAUAUUCUUGCUCAGUCUACAUGAGGGGACUCCAUACCCCUGCAAGUAAAACUUUUAAUUUACCAUUGUAAUGUAAGAUCUAAGUCUGUGAGGACUCUAAAAAUUUAGGUGUUUUAGGCCAGCAUGAAAGCAAAAAAUCUACUUAACUUCUAAAUAAAUGUCCAUGUUUUUGGGUUUUACAGUAUAACAGAAAGACAAUUAAAACUACUGGAGUUCAAACACAGUAAAAACAAUGUCCUUGCUUAAAAAGAAAAAUCUAUUAUUUUAAACUUUAUGCUACAGUUCUUCACAUGGCUACAAAUAAAUGUUUGUGACUUGCAGGCUGAGUCAAAAAUACACCUUUCUCCUCUAGCCGCCCUCCUUAAAGUUAUGGAUAUCUGUCAUUUCACAGUAAUUAUUCUGAGCCUAACAGAGACUGACAGAUAGGCGUGCCUCCAACCCUGCAUUUUUAUCUCCUGCUCCUCCUGUAAAAAAGGACAUGCAUCAGAUGAGCAUUUCAAACCUCAUCUGUCCCCUUAUUAUCAGUCUUUCUCCUUAUAUUUUUGCUCUUUUGCCCCCAAUGUUCUUCCUUUUCAACCUCAGCUUCUAUUUUCUCUGCCCCUUUCAGUGUUUUCUUCUUUCAUCUAUUCUGCUUCUUUUCCACUCCUUUUCAUCACACAUCUUUAAUUACACUGGUCUCAUAUGCAUGCAAUAUAAUACUUUGCAUUUCAUUACACAUUUAUGCCUCAGCAAUAUUAUUUCUAUUGAUUCUGUUGAAUUCCUCAGACCUUUUUUUCUGAAACCGAGAACCUCAAGGUUUUAAUUUUUUCUGUCUGAGCCGCAGUAAAGGUGAAAGCACUAAGCUUGUCAUCUGUAGUGGGACAAUGAGCUGGUCUCAUUGUUCAAAUAGGUCAAAUAUCCUACGGGCACUCAAAUUUCUUUCACUUUCUGUCUGUCUUGUGUUUUCUGAUGAAAAUGCUACCAGAGGAGAGCAUCUGAGGAAAUUCACAUUCAAAUUCAAAUUCUCACAGUUUUUAGGGGAGGCAAAAGGCAGGUGAAGAAUUAAGGAAUUCACGAGAGGAUGAAAUUUGUGAUCAAGUAGGAAAUGAAAGAAAUUGGGGAAGUGUUUAGUGUUUGAAGCGCCUCCUUUUAGCUGUGACAUUUCCUUGGCAACUAACUGGUCCUUUAGAUGUGGGUGCAUUUCAACUUUAUCAUCUCUUCACUGAUGUUUCUGCAAGGUAGUAGUUGUGUGCAUCCAAAAUUCUAGCGUGCUGUUUAAUACUGAUCACACUUCUGUAAUCAUUGGUUCACUUCUUGACUGAUGAAAAGUGUUUAAAAACAAUUGUUGUAAUAAAAAUACAGUAUUUCAAUUUUUGAUAUGUUCAAAAGAAUCUUUAAUAGAGAUAUGAUGAAAAGUGUUAAAUUCUGCUCCACACACAUUUUGGUAUUCACUGGACGCAUGAACUGUCUGCUUACUCAUUUUUAAAAAUAAAUAUAAAAAAGUAAA
This is a messenger RNA of Girardinichthys multiradiatus, 4085 nucleotides long. It is a transcript of the gene slc6a11b, whose product is annotated as solute carrier family 6 member 11b. Gene Ontology annotation, biological process: sodium ion transmembrane transport. The transcript is spliced from 15 exons. Lineage: Eukaryota; Metazoa; Chordata; Actinopteri; Cyprinodontiformes; Goodeidae. Gene Ontology annotation, cellular component: membrane. Bases 298 to 2133 code for a protein of 611 amino acids. The record is from RefSeq and is a predicted model, not a curated record.